GGGCAUCUGGCCCCGCUUCCGGUGUGGCCGCGCCGCUGAGCUUCGCGGGGCCGCGUAGCCCCAGACCGCGCUCUGCAGGUGCCACGGUACCUCUUGUCACGUGCCCCUCCCGCCUGCCUGUGUCUGGUUUCUCCUGUGCUGUGGAAACGGUGGGGACUUUCGAUGGACAGGCCUGGGCUCUAGUCCUUGGGCAGUCGUGUUGGAGCCUCGGUUUCCUUGUCGGCUCCCGCAGAGCCGUUGUGCGAUGCACGGUUGACUGAGCUUAGUGUGGUGGCCGGCAGCAGCAGUGGCUGUUACAGCCCUGUGUUCUCCGGACUUCUCUUCUCCUUCACUCUUUUCUCCAUUAUGUAUUUGGAGAGCUUAUGUGUCCUCUCCUGUUUUCUGGUUCUCUUCUCCUGCCCACCCUGCCUCCCUUCCCUGCCAGCUCGUCUCUUGCCGGGAUUAAAGUGGGCCCAUCUGCCACCUGCUCUCAGGGCACCUCCCAUUGCAUUGGCUGUCACAGGUGGUUCAUGCUGUCAGCAUCUUGAAGUCCUCAUUUUCUGGCCCAGAGCACACGGGAGUUACUGGACUUCUCUUCUCCCCGCCCCUGGCAGUUGCAGCUGAGACCUUUCUUCUGGGCUGCUUGAUCAAAAAGGAGGAAGCAGCAAUGUCUGGCUUGGGGACUGCAGCUCCAUACCUGCAUUACCCUGGUGAUAGCCACAGUGGCCGGGUGAGUUUCCUGGGGGCCCAGCUCCCCCCAGAAGUGGCAGCAAUGCCCCGACUCCUGGGAGACCUGGACAGGGGCACGUUCAGAAAGUUGCUGAAGCUGGUGGUCAGCAGUCUACAGGGAGAGGACUGCCGGGAGGCUGUGCAGCGCCUCAGGGCUGGAGCAGACCUGUCGGAGGAACGGCUGGGUGUCCUCCUUGCCGGCACAAACACACUGCUCCAGCAGGCCAUCCGGCUGCCCCCAGCCAGCCUGAAGCCUGACGCCUUCAAGGACCAGCUCCAGGAGCUCUGCAUCCCCCAAGACCUGGUCACGGACUUGGCCAGUGUGGUGUUUGGGAGCCAGCGGCUUCUCCUCAACUCUGUGGCCGGGCAGCAGGGGGCCUGGCUGCCCCAUGUUGCCGGCUUGUGGUGGAGGGUGGACGUGGCAAUCUCCACCAGUGCCCUGGCCCGCUCCCUGCAGCCAAGUGUCCUGAUGCAGCUGAAGCUUUCAGAUGGGUCGGCAUUCCGCUUUGAGAUCCCCACAGCCAAGUUCCAGGAGCUGCGGUACAGUGUGGCCCUGGUCCUCAAGGAGAUGGCCGACCUGGAGAAGAGGUGUGAGCUCAAACUGCAGGACUGAUCGUGCUUGCAAGCCCAUUGCAGUCACCUGGGGAGAGUUGGCUCCGACAGGUGUCCGCAAACAAAGCCUGCCCUUCCAGGAGGCAUUCCUGAGAUGUUUGAAUGUAAUCAUGUCAUUGUCUGUUCCGUUGAGAAAGCUGGAUCUUCCCUUUUUAUUGGAAAUAAAGCAACUAUAAAAAAAA
Molecule: messenger RNA, 1502 nt
Organism: Leptonychotes weddellii (Weddell seal)
Lineage: Eukaryota; Metazoa; Chordata; Mammalia; Carnivora; Phocidae
Gene: COMMD5
Product: COMM domain containing 5
Cellular component (GO): nucleus
Source: RefSeq, a predicted model, not a curated record